Molecule: messenger RNA, 1728 nt
Organism: Linnemannia hyalina
Lineage: Eukaryota; Fungi; Mortierellomycota; Mortierellomycetes; Mortierellales; Mortierellaceae
Source: the annotation of a GenBank genome assembly
AUGGACGACAAAUCGACCUUUCCAUACUGUUUGCUCGACGCGAUCUUAUUCGAAGUCGCAGGCAAGAGCGGCACCCAAGACUACAACUACCUUCUCCAUGACCUCGCAACAACAUUCGCCCACGUCCGCCAAAUGUUCCUCAGCAAACCCAACUCCCAGUUUUCCGACAUGGCCACCUACAUUCAAACACAUGGUUUGCACAACACUGCUGCUCUAAAACUCAGCCUGCCCGCCCUCUGCCAAGACUCCUUCUUCCCUUACAAGACUCCAGUCAAGUCCCGGCCCGGCGAGCCUCUUGGCGUCAAUGAUUAUAUCUAUCUACCGCCCUUGGGCAGUCGUCAAAUCAACGAGUUCUUGCAGAAGUAUGCCGACGAUGUCCCGAGCGAGUACCAGGACGAGAUUGCGGCGGUGAUCUAUUACUUACGAAUUAAUUGCUGGACGAAUCGACGAGGUACCGGAGGAUACGCGUCUUUUCUGCCUGAUGGGACCAUGGGUGUGACCAAGUAUUCGAAGGAUCACAACGACAAAAAGCGACAGAGAACGGCACGGGCUCAAGCACGCGAGUUGGAACAACAAAUGGCCUUGGUUCGACAACGUCAGGAGGAGGAGGAGGAAGAAGAGAAGAAGGCGAGACAGGAGACGGAGAAACGGGAACAAGAGAUUGAAAGUUUGCAGGUGGGGAUGGGAAGGACGAGUCUCCUGGACAUUCGAUUAGCCGAGAUGCAACGGAUUGAGGAACGCGCUAACGAGGCCCGGUACAGGAGCAUCAAUCGGUAUCUGGACCAACUCCGGCUUCAGGCGGCGACUGCAGGGACUCGGCGCAACGUGGAGAUGCUCCGUCAAGCCCUUGAGACACUUUUACGCCAUCACCACCAUCAACCGCAAGCCGAGGUCUGUCUGUUCGGAUCGUUCGAGUCAGGAUUGAGCACGCUCACUAGCGAUGCGGACUUUACAGUGCUCAACUUCAGGGACUUGGGCAGAGAACCCAUCCGCGAGCUGGCCAGCAACCUCGAAGACUCGGGCUGGGGUCCCAUCAAGACGAUCGCCAACGCCCGAGUCCCCAUCGUCUCAUUCACCGGCCACGGGAUCCGAUGUGACAUGAGCAUCAACCAACCCAUGGGCGUCUUCAAUUCUCAGCUCAUCAACGCCUAUCAACGGAUCGACCCUCGGUUUCUGGGAAUGUGGUUCGGCCUUCGCACUUUGGCGGACAAGAAUGGGAUUUUGAGCGGCAGCACAGGAUAUCUCUCUUCUUACGCGCUCACGAUGAUGUUAAUCGUUUUCCUCCAAGACAUCACCUCCCCGCCCGUCCUCCCAAGACUCCAGCAACAAAGCGCGGACAAGAUGAUCAGCCGCACGAUCGACGGCUACCACUGCGCCUUCGACAAGGAACCCAGGAACUACGCCACCUUGGCAGCCCAGAACACUAAAUCGGCAGGACAGCUAUUGACAGAGUUCUGCAUAUACUUUGGACACACAUUCGACUACACGACCUUGGAAGUCAACCCUCGCCUGGGUGUGAUCAGGGGCUGGAGUGUCCCAGCACCCCCACGGAGUAGAAGAGACAGCCGACCCAAGGAUUGGCGGAUGUUGGUCCUGGAUCCGUUCAUUACUGGCAGGAAUGUGGCGGGCAAUUGUCGUUCCAACCAUGUUGCUGACAUCCAAAAGUGUUUCCGGGAUGCGUAUGAGGCUAUUGUGAAAGACGAUAUCACCAAGGCGUUUAAAGUAUAA